This is a messenger RNA of Neohortaea acidophila, 4954 nucleotides long. RefSeq lists its product as uncharacterized. Bases 97 to 4869 code for a protein of 1590 amino acids. The transcript is spliced from 2 exons. Gene Ontology annotation, biological process: glycogen catabolic process. NCBI's taxonomy places the organism in Eukaryota, Fungi, Ascomycota, Dothideomycetes, Mycosphaerellales, Teratosphaeriaceae. The record is from RefSeq and is a predicted model, not a curated record. Gene Ontology annotation, molecular function: amylo-alpha-1,6-glucosidase activity; 4-alpha-glucanotransferase activity.
CCUCCCGAGUCGCUCAAUCGACCGACAGCCUUGCCGCCCGGUGGCAAUCUGCGCUCAACCGUCCUCCUCCACUCGUCCAUCUGCGGAGCAGACAAGAUGUCGCCUCAACAGGUGCACAAUAACAUUGUUCACCUCUUGCCCUUGAAAGAUGAUGGCUCUCCGGACUUGCCGGGCGACCCUCCCUACAUCUACCUGCCGCCGCCCACCGUCCCGGCGUAUAGCAUCAGAUUCGAAAUCGAAGGCACAAGCUCAAUAUGCCGGCAGGGCAGCCUGUGGGUCAACAUCCCAGGCAAGCAUGAGCAGUUUGAUCGAAAGAAGUUCAAGGAGUACAAACUGACGCCGAGCUUCAACAACACCAUCAAAAUCGACGUUCCCAUCCAUACAGCCGGCGCAUACUCCUUCUACUGCACCUACACGCCCUUGCCCCCGUUCACCACAGGCAAAGUCGACGUACCCAAGCCCACGCAGACCAGCACCUUCUACAUCGACAUCUGCCCGAGCCUGCACGUCCAGAAAUCCCGGGUGCCUUUGGAUGCCAUCUCUUGCAUCUCGGUGUUGUCAAAGUUUAUGGGCAAAUACCCAGACGAUUGGGAUCGUCACUUGCAUGGCAUCAGCGAGAGAGGGUACAACAUGGUCCACUUCACUCCCCUCAUGAUGCGUGGCGACAGCAACUCGCCGUACUCCAUCUACGAUCAGCACACCUUCGAUAAGCAAGUCUUUCCGCACGGCGAGGAAGACAUCUCCCACCUGACGCAGAAGAUGAUCGAAGAGUACGGCCUUCUCGCCCUCACCGAUGUGGUGUGGAACCAUACGGCAAACAACAGCAAAUGGCUCGAGGAGCAUCCGGAAGCGGGCUAUAAUAUCAAGACGGCUCCGCACCUUCGGCCGGCGUACGAGCUGGACAGCGCUCUGUUACGCUACUCCGCCGACUUGGCCCAACUCGGACUUCCCACCCAUCUGAACAACAUCAAUGACUUGUUGCGCAUCAUGGAUGGCGUCAAGGUUCAUGUCAUCAGUCCUAUGAAGCUGUGGGAAUUCUACGUCUGCGAUGUGGAAAGUGACACCAAGCACGCCGUCAGCUGCUGGAUGGAAGGGCGCGCCGAUCUCAACGACCCUUUGCCGGAGGAUGUGCAGUCCUGGGAUCUGAAGCGAAAGGCCGAGUGGCUUCGAGAACAUGCAUGCCCCGGCAAAGACACCUUGGGCGAGCGCUUCCAUCGCACCAUCAACCCUCAGCGUGCCGCUGCCCUGCUCACCAAGUUGUUCGGACGCUUCAACGACAAGGGCAACGGCUCUGGCGACGAGCGUGAUGCAUACGGCACCAUGCAGCGCUUCCUCAAUGAAAUCAACCUGGAAUGGUACAAGGAGUACGAUGCAGAUGUUGCGGCCAUCAUGGAGCAAGUCUUCAACCGUACCAAGUACAUGCGGCUUGAUGAGCAUGGUCCCCAGGUCGGCGACAUUACCCUGCAGAAUCCCCUGGUAGAGACGUACUUCACUCGUCUGCCGCACAAUGACACCACUUCCAAGCACGAUCCCGACUCUUUGGCACUGGCGAACAAUGGCUGGGUCUGGGCUGCGGACGUCAUGCGGGACAAUGCCGGGCCCAAGUCGAAAGUCUACCUUCGCCGCGAGCUCAUCGUUUGGCAAGACUGCGUCAAGCUUCGGUAUGGCAAGGGCCCGGAAGACUCUCCAUUUCUGUGGAAGUUCAUGAUGGAGUACACGCAACUCAUGGCGAAGCACUUCACUGGCUUCCGCAUCGACAACUGCCACUCCACCCCUCUGCAUGUCGCAGAGUACAUGCUCGACGCGGCUCGCCACGUCCAGCCCAACCUCGUGAUUGCUGCCGAGCUCUUCUCCGGCGACGAGAAGAUGGACUUCCUGUACUGCCAACGCCUCGGCAUCAGCUUCCUUAUUCGUGAAGCGAUGCAAUGCUGGUCUACUGGCGAGCUUAGCCGGCUCGUACAUAUCAACUGUGGACGGCCUAUUGGGUCUUUUGAAGUUGACGACAUUGCCGGAAUCGAUGCCAAAACACCCCAGCCCAACGGCCCCACGACCAACGGGAUUCCUCAAGGCAGGGCCGUCACGCACAAAAUCAUCCCCAGCAAGAUCCACGCGUUGCUGAUGGACUGCACCCACGACAAUGAGCCGCCUGUGCAACGCAGGGACGGGCGAGAUACCCUGCCCAAUUCGGCACUGGUCGCCAUGUGUGCGUCCGCGUCCGGAAGCGUGUUUGGGCUGGAUGAGCUGUAUCCGCAACUCAUCGAAUUGGUCCACGAGACGAGGCCCUACACGUCACCGUACAGCAAUCUCAAGCCUGGCGAACAGAUGCGGGUUGGGCCAAGCGAAGGCACCGGCGGAGUCAAGAGACUUAUGAAUCAGCUGCACACGAUCAUGGGGAUGGACCAGUACGACGAGUGUUUUGUGCAUCACGACGGCGAAUACAUCACCGUCCAUCGCAUGCACCCGAAAUCGAGGAAAGGGUACUACUUGAUUGCCCACACCGCUUUCCCGGGAUACGGCAACGGCAAUGCUGGCUUUCAGCCGCAGUGGCUCACCGGCACCAAAGCCAAGCUGUUGGGAGCGUGGAGCCUGGAGUGUGAUCAAUCAUCAGACGCGAAGCAAGCCGCCAUUCACGACAAGGUACUCCGUGGUAUUCCCAGCAGGACCAAGGAUCUCAAGGGCGUGAAGGUGGAGCAGCGCGGUGAUGAUACUGUCAUCACCAUCCCUGAGGCCUUCCCGCCUGGCUCAAUCGCCGUCUUCGAGACGUGGAUCCCUGGUGCCGAGCACAGCGAGGGCCUGGACAAAUUUGUCACAUCUGGUGCGCAGGAGGCUUUCAGCAAGGUCAGCCUCACGGACCUCAACGCCAUCUUAUACCGUGCCGACUCCGAAGAGCGUGCAUCAUCCAACGGGUCCGAUGGCGCCUACACCAUCCCCGGCUUCGGUCCGCUCGUUUACUGCGGUCUCCAAGGCUGGUGGUCCGUGUUGCAUGACAUUGUGUCUCACAACGAUCUCGGACAUGCCAUGUGCAACCAUCUCCGCGAUGGCCAGUGGGCUCUCGAUUUCAUCGUCGGCCGCAUGGACAAGCUCGCCCAGCGCGACAUCUACACCGGCCUCAAAGCACCCGCAGACUGGAUGCGCGUGCGCUUCGAUGCCAUCCGAAAGCUUCCGAGCUUUCUGACUCCACGGUACUUCGCUCUGAUCAUCAAGACCGCCCACAAGGCCGCCUUCGAGCGUGGUAUCGAGCAGAUGAGCAGCAAUGUGCAGCACGGCCAGCACUUCUUGAAGAAACUGGCCAUGGUGUCCUGCCAGAUGCAAGGGUACGUGGAGAAUGCAUCUCUUUGGCCGAACAAGCUUGUGCCAUCCCUGGCCGCCGGCCUUCCCCAUUUUGCUCAGGAUUGGGCCCGCUGCUGGGGCCGUGAUACCAUGAUUGCAAUGCGUGGUCUCCUCGUGUGCACCGGACGAUUCGAAGAUGCCAGAGAGCAUCUGCUUUGCUUCUCCUCUUUGGUCAAGCAUGGCAUGAUCCCAAAUCUCCUCGGCUCGGGCAAGCUGCCGCGUUACAACUCCAGAGACUCGGUUUGGUUCUUCUUGCAGAACAUUCAGGACUACGUUACGUUGGUACCUGGCGGAGAGAAGAUUCUGCAGGAGAAGGUCAAGCGUCGCUUCAAGCCCUACGAUGACACCUGGUUUGCCUGGGACGACCCGCGAGCGUACCAAGAUGAGUCCAGCGUUGCCGAUGUCAUUCACGAGUGCCUUCAGCGCCACGCGGCCGGCAUGCACUUCCGCGAGUACAAUGCCGGUCCCAAUCUCGACAGUCAAAUGAAGCCCGAUGGCUUCAACAUCGACAUUGACGUCGAUUGGAACACGGGCAUCAUCUUCGGAGGCAACGAACACAACUGUGGAACGUGGAUGGACAAGAUGGGCGAAUCCACAAAGGCUGGCAACAAAGGCGAGCCUGGUACUUCUCGAGACGGCGCACCAGUGGAGAUAACUGGUCUACUGUACAGUGCCCUGAAGUGGGUCGAUGGCUUGCACCGUGCUGGCAAGUUCCCGCAUGAGUCGGUUACGACGAGCGACGGCAAGAAGGUGACGUAUGGCGACUGGGCUGCAAAGCUCAAGAGCAGCUUCGAGCACUGCUACUACGUUCCCGCCGACGAGAAGGAAUGGAGCAAGUACGACGUCAACCCAAAGAUUGUCAAUCGUCGUGGCAUCUACAAGGACGUCUACAAAGGCCGAAAAGAAUAUCGCGACUACCAGCUUCGCCCGAACUUCCCCAUUGCCAUGACCGUCGCACCCGACCUCUUCGAUCCCCAGCAUGCGCUCAUUGCGCUCGAGAACACCGACAAACAUCUCCGCGGACCAACGGGAAUGGCGACUUUGGACCCCAGUGAUCUGGAAUACCAUCCGUGGUACAACAACAGCGAGGAUUCGGACAACUUUGCCACCGCAAAGGGGAGAUGCUACCACCAAGGUCCGGAAUGGCUUUGGCCCACCGGCUUCUUCCUCCGCGCUCUGCUCAAGUUCGAUCUGAUGCGGCGGCACACAACCGAAGAGAAGGUGGAGGCGUUCCAGCAGAUUACCGCGAGGCUGCAUGGCUGUCAGAAGAUGAUCAAAGAGAGCCCAUGGGCCGGGCUGACCGAGCUGACGAACAAGGACGGUGCUUACUGCGGGGAUUCGGUGAGUGCAACAUGCUCCCAUGCACGGCUGUCUGCUUUACUAACCCGCGCGAUAGUGUCCAACGCAAGCGUGGUCGGCAGGAUGCAUAGUAGACCUCUACGACGACGCAAGCAAGGCCUCCGCCGAGCUUCUGGGUCACGCAGCGGGCGACAAGAAGACCGAGUCUUAGACUCGUCCAUGAUCAUCUCGUCGACUUGAUAUCACGCCACGAGGGUACGGAGACAUGGAGCUAUGAGUGCACGAUUUCAUUCACCUAAUAAUCUGGCUCUCCUGCGGUGUAGAU